This is a messenger RNA of Rotaria socialis, 2127 nucleotides long. NCBI's taxonomy places the organism in Eukaryota, Metazoa, Rotifera, Eurotatoria, Philodinida, Philodinidae. The record is from the annotation of a GenBank genome assembly.
AUGUCUACUACUAUAUUUUCCAAACAAAAUCCAUCUCCUGUUCAAACGCGUCGUACUCAAACAAGAAAUGAAAACGCUCAUAAAGCAAAUGAUCGUCGUAGUCUGAGUGGAAAAUUUCGAAAUUUAUUUCGCAAGAAUUCUGCAUCUCCAACUCGUACAAUCACUAAUCCUGAACAUUUGCAACCUGCACCACCUGCAAGAGCAUAUCAACAAUCUACAUCACCAGAAACAAUAUCAGCAUCUACAGAAGCUCCUCAACUACGGGCACCUUCUGUUAGUUGGUCGUUCGGGAAAAAAAAGGCAAAAUCGCCAACAAGAAAGGAUGAAUCAACAAGUGGUAAAACGAAAACGAAAACGAAAACGAAAGAUAGUAAAAAGAAUAAAAAGGUCACCAUAACACCGCUAGACAUAUCAAGUCCUAUGCAUCAUCAGCAACAACAACGAGAAUAUCAAAUAUCGAUGCAUGAUCCGAAUUUUGUGCUUAAAACACCUGAAUUUCCACAUGGAAGUAUUGGACGAAUGAACUCAGCAUCACCCUACGAAACAACAACGAAAGGAUUUCGUGAUUUUAUGGUGAUUGACCAUACAAAUACAUCUCAACAGGAAAUGACAUCACGUGCUGAUGCUAUUACACCGCCACCAUACACGUCAAAUCAUAAUCAUUCACCAUCAAUGAAUCGUCGAGUACCUGAUAGAAAUAUUGAAUAUUCUUAUUAUCAAAAUACUUCAUCAUCACCAAUAUCAGAUACUGAAAUUUUUCUAACACCAAAACAGCGACGUAAACUGAAUGACACACCAUCUUUAACUGCCACUCAAAUGCUCACCGAAAACACUCCAAUACGCCCUGUAACAUCAAAAUUUUCUCCAUCAAAACAACACCGUAAAAUUGAUGAAAUUCCAUCAUUAACAACUGUUCAAAUCUUAGCCGAAAAAACUCCUAUUAUUGCUCCAUCAAUAAUGCAAUCACACAAUUCAACUGCUUAUUCUACUCAAUGGAAGAGUAAUUCAUCAUCGUCUCUCAACAAUUCUGACACACGUUCACCAACAUCAUCAUCAAUAGAUGUUGAUAUUCCAAAAUUAAAUACACCGUACGUAUCGCUAGGUCAAACAUCAUAUAGAGAAAAAUCCAAACAACCUAAUUCUCAAUCUCAUCUUGAUGAUACAUAUAAUUCAUUAUCAAAUAUAAGUCAUACUGUUCAACCCAAUCGAUCGUAUUCAAGUACAUAUGGUUCAUUGCCUGAUGCAGAAAUUAUGAAUAAUACUAGUUUGACUUCAUCGAAACCGACGAUCUCGAAUAUUGAUAAAUAUCCCGGGUUAAGUGCGAUUGUUCAUUAUCAUUUGAAUCCAGAUCCUCUUCAUUUUAAUGAACGUCCAUCAAAACGACCAAGUCCCCAACGAACACGACGAUUUGAGGCAUCAACAACAACGUUAAAUGAAUGUGAUCAAGACCGGCAAAGGCUAAGUACACUGAGAAGUAUUUCACCACCACCACCACUUUCUACUCAUCAUCAUGAUGGCUAUAUUCGACCUUUAACUCCUCAGUCAUCAUCUGGUCCGACAGAAGCGACUGCUAUUUGUGUGGCUGUUGAUAGCUCACGUGUUCAUUCAUCUUUAACACCAUCUCGAACGACAUAUUAUAAUCCUCCGGAUACUCCGGUAACUUAUCGUAGUUCAACAACAAUUUUUACAAAGGAUAAAAAUGAUUUCAUUGAUGGCGGAGAACUUCGAACAUGGAGCAUUCAAGAUACAGACGAUCUUAACAGUCAUAAAACAACAUCAAUAGCUACUCACAUUGAACGAAAAUAUAAUAAUCAUGAUACUGUUCUACCAACGGUUACAAAUGAAUAUCAAUAUAAUUCAAGAAAUCAUGAACGAGAAACAAAUCGUGAUGAAAUGCAAGAAGAAAACUAUAUAAUUGCAUAUGAAUAUGGAUUACACGAUCAACCACAAUAUUUAUAUGAUCAACAACAGUAUUCAAAUAAUCGAUUUUCUCAUAAUGUCAAUAAUGAUAUAAAUUCAAGUUAUACAAGGUCAUCAACCACAAUCGAACGCGACAAGAUCUAUGAUCGAACAACUCAUUUAUAUCAAAAUCAUGAACGCAAACAGGGUAACCAUGUAGUAAACUAA